GGAGGAGCGAUGGCGAGCCAGGGCUACAGGCGGAGGCAGCCGCUGCUCAUCCUGCAGGAGCCGCAGCUGUCGAGCUUUGGCCGGCAGCCCGACGGGGAGGCGCAGCGGUGGGUGGUCGGCGGGGCCCCAAGCCUCCUCAGGCAGCUGACGGACCACUUGAACGAGAGGGAGCGGCUGUGGCUUCUGGCGCUGGAGGAGCCCGAAUGCGGCUCGACGGGGCGGACGCAGCCGCUUUCCCUCCGGGGGCGAAGCUGGCACCAGCUGGCCCUCGACGUAGAGGGCUUCUCCGCGGAGGAGCUGAUGGUCAAGCUGGAGGGGAGGAAGCUGACGGUGCUGGGGAAGCAGGAGAAGGAGGAGGUGGCCGAGCGGGGCUGCGUGUGCCGGGAGUCCCGCCAGCUGCGCAAGGAGCUGCUGCUGCCCCCCGACGCCGACCUGGAAGCCCUCACCUGCGCCCUCCACCCCGACGGGCAGCUCCGCGUCCAGGUCCCGCGCCUGGAGCGCACCAUCCCGAUCACCGUGGAGAGGAGUCCCAGCGAGACCGACGGAGGGGCCAAUGAUCCCCCUGCGGGAGGAGAGACGUCGGACGGGGCGGACGGGCAGUGAGCGACCUUCCGUCCCAGCGCUCCGUUUAGCG
This is a messenger RNA of Thamnophis elegans (Western terrestrial garter snake), 634 nucleotides long. RefSeq names its product heat shock protein beta-11-like. The transcript has a single exon. The record is from RefSeq and is a predicted model, not a curated record. Lineage: Eukaryota; Metazoa; Chordata; Lepidosauria; Squamata; Natricidae. Gene Ontology annotation, molecular function: protein folding chaperone. Bases 10 to 603 code for a protein of 197 amino acids. Gene Ontology annotation, biological process: protein refolding; response to heat.